Limulus polyphemus (Atlantic horseshoe crab) is the source of this 1138-nucleotide messenger RNA. RefSeq names its product zinc finger protein 214-like. The annotation marks the transcript as partial. The record is from RefSeq and is a predicted model, not a curated record. The transcript has 4 exons. Gene Ontology annotation, molecular function: DNA-binding transcription factor activity; RNA polymerase II cis-regulatory region sequence-specific DNA binding. Gene Ontology annotation, biological process: regulation of transcription by RNA polymerase II. NCBI's taxonomy places the organism in Eukaryota, Metazoa, Arthropoda, Merostomata, Xiphosura, Limulidae.
UUACAUAAUAUAAAAGUGAAACUUCAAUGUAGUCAUGGAAGUAAUAAAGAUAAAAAUUGAACCAUUUCCUGAUGAGAAGCAGGAUGCUUUGUUGAAUAUCAAAUUGAUGAAAAAGGAAGAUGAAACUAUCACAAUAACUAGUAAUCCAGGAAAAGCUGAUUCCUUGGAAGAAAGUUCUCUACAUACAAUUUUGAAGUUUGAUGUAACAAAAGAUGAGCAAGAAGAAAAGUAUGAUGGAGCAUCAGAGAAAAAUGAGAACAUAUCUGUUCAAGUGAAAAUGGAACAUCCUGGUGAUCUGCUACAAGAUGAUGUUAUUUCAAAGUUCAGUUACAGUGAUGAUGAGGAUCAGGAUAAUUCACACUAUAAUGUUAUGAAUGUGAAAACAGAAACUGAAUAUCAAAGAGAUUUUGAAUCUGGUUUAGAAAGAACAUCUGAUAUAAAGACCAGUGUGAACAUCUAUUGUGGAAGUCAGUCUACUGAUUACGUUAUAAAACAAGAAGAUCACUUUACAGAAGACUUAAAAUCCCCAAACAAUAUUAGUGGAGAAACAAAGUUAAGUGGAAAUAACCUAACAACAUUUAAUAUACAUCAGUGUGAUGAUACAUUAUACAGUUGUGGAAAACCAUUUGAUAACCUAAAACAACAAAAGAGGAUGCACUCAGGAGAGAAACCAUAUCACUGUACAGUUUGUGGAAAACAGUUUGGUACAAGUAGUACCUUAAAAAUACAUCAAAGAAUACACACUGGGGAGAAACCUUACAGUUGUGUAGUGUGUGAAAAACAGUUUGGUACAAAUAGUCACUUAAGACGACAUCAAAGAAUACACACUGGUGACAAACCUUAUUGUUGUACAGUGUGUGGAAAAUACUUUGUUACAAAUAAUAGCUUAAAAACGCAUCAAAGAACACACACUGGGGAGAAACCUUACAGUUGUACAGUGUGUGGAAAAAAGUUUGUAACAAAUGGUGAUUUAACAAAACAUCACAGAAUACACACUGGGGAGAAACCUUACAAAUGUGCAGUGUGUGGAAAAAAGUUUGUAACAAAUGGUGAUUUAACAAAACAUCACAGAAUACACACUGGGGAGAAACCUUACAAAUGUGCAGUGUGUGGAAAAAAGUUUGUAACAAAUGGUGAU